Messenger RNA from Prosopis cineraria, 1165 nucleotides. RefSeq names its product dehydrodolichyl diphosphate synthase 2-like. The coding region runs from base 79 to 1044 and encodes 321 amino acids. The transcript is spliced from 3 exons. Gene Ontology annotation, biological process: plastid membrane organization; polyprenol biosynthetic process; response to cold. Gene Ontology annotation, cellular component: chloroplast stroma. NCBI's taxonomy places the organism in Eukaryota, Viridiplantae, Streptophyta, Magnoliopsida, Fabales, Fabaceae. The record is from RefSeq and is a predicted model, not a curated record.
UAACGAAGCCAAUCCCUAACGUCUCCGUGGCGCCAAGAAACACCCACUGACCCACUCGAAUUCCGAGCCAGGGAUACCAUGUUCCUGCGGAGGCUUCCUAUUUCCGUGGAGAAUACUCUAACUCCAAUUCCCAAACAUCACGCUUCUCCUUCUUCUCCUCGUUACCAAACACACCGAUACCCUUCCCUGCCCGUCGUUCCCAAUCUUCGAAGUCGCGGUAUCGUUCUAGCUUCGCCAAAUGUCGCCGUCGAGGUCCAGGGCGAGUCGAGCGACGGACCCGUCGGCUCAAGACCGUCUCGGGAGCCUGAGCCGCUGCCACCUGAGCUGCGACCGGAUCUGAUACCAAAGCAUGUGGCGGUAAUUAUGGACGGAAACGGUAGGUGGGCUAAGAUGCGAGGGUUGUCGCCGUCGGCCGGUCACGAAGCUGGCGUGAAGUCGCUGAGAAGGAUUAUCGAACUGUGUUGUAGUUGGGGGAUUAAGGUUCUGACCGUUUUCGCGUUUUCGUAUGAUAAUUGGGUUCGCCCAAAGGUGGAGGUUGAGUUUUUGAUGAACCUCUUUGAAAGAACAAUAAGCACAGAAAUUGACGCUUUCAAGAGUGAGGGAAUCAGAAUUUCUGUAAUAGGAGACACGACAAAACUCCCAGAAACUCUGCAGCGAAUGAUAAAAAAUUCAGAGGAAAGCACAAAGGAAAACUCGUUAUUCCAAUUGAUAGUGGCGGUUAGCUACAGCGGCAAGUACGACGUCGUGCAAGCAUGUAAAGCCAUAGCUGAGAAGGUGAAAGAAGGCGCGGUGGAACCAGAAGACAUCAGCGAGAGCCUGAUUGAGAAAGAACUUGAAACCAGUUGCACGGAGUUCCCAAACCCAGACCUUAUGAUUCGGACCAGUGGAGAACUUAGAGUCAGCAACUUCUUGCUGUGGCAAUUGGCCUACACAGAACUGGUCUUUGAUCCAGCCCUGUGGCCUGAUUUUGGGAAGCAGCAAUUUGUGGAAGCCUUGGCUUCCUUCCAACAGAGGCAGAGACGCUUUGGUGGACGCAACUCGUAAUCUAGUCAUUGUAUUUGCUUCAAAGCUUAGGCUAUGAUUGGCCAUGGACCUGGGACGAUAAUGCUUUUUUUAAAUCGUUAUUGUAAUAAAGUUUUUUUAUACAGUUUAUCUGUAGCAUCAA